This is a messenger RNA of Neltuma alba, 2080 nucleotides long. RefSeq names its product somatic embryogenesis receptor kinase 4-like. NCBI's taxonomy places the organism in Eukaryota, Viridiplantae, Streptophyta, Magnoliopsida, Fabales, Fabaceae. The transcript is spliced from 4 exons. The record is from RefSeq and is a predicted model, not a curated record. Gene Ontology annotation, biological process: protein phosphorylation. Bases 1 to 1932 code for a protein of 643 amino acids. Gene Ontology annotation, molecular function: ATP binding; protein kinase activity.
AUGAUAACGCAAACCGUCAUCUUCCUUACCCUUCUUAUUCCUUGUUAUUGGCUAGUGUUUGGUUUCUCAUCAAAACCAUAUUUUGAAGAUAUGCAAUUUCUUAUGUAUAGAUAUUCCUAUAAUCGCAAUCCCCAAGUGAUCAGCGAUCCCAGUUACGAACUAGUCUGUGAGAAGAACAAGAGCGUGUUAUAUCUGAACUAUGGGAGGCAACUAGUAGAGGCCAUUUAUGCCACUAACUCUACCACCACUCUCCAAUCCAUCACUGCUGGAAAUGACAUCAACAACUACUCCGCUAUCACUCGUACAUACGACAACUUCACCCACGUUUUCUCAUCAGCAAAAGAGAUGGAACUGAGAGACAAAAAUUAUCGUAUUUUUGUGGGUGAAUUAGUGUUUGUCAGCUGCAAAAAUCCAGUUCUCUCUCAUCUGUAUGAGAAUAUUGUGGCGCUUUGUUCUACUGAAGAGCCAGAAGCGCAAUAUUCUUAUAUGCUGAAGCAGUAUCCAAGUCCAUCUGAUGUGGGAGAGUCCUGCAAAAUAGAUUUGAUGGUGAAAAUGGUGCCAUGGGGACCGAUGACAUGUAAUGAGAAAUGUUCAUAUCAGAAACAUGAGAGUGAAGUGGUAAAGGGGAUUCACAUCAAAUGGCGUGCUGAUCGUUGUGGAGUGGCGAACGGAGGGGAACCUAGUUGCUGGUUUGAAAAUGCCACUAAUAUGAUUCUCUGUCAUCGGGAUGCACUAAAUCCUGAUUUUGCAAUGUUCAUUGGUGAGCUUCGUGGAUUUUUAUCUCGACUUCUCUUGGAGGUACUUGGAUACAGGUAUGUGCCAAUCAAGGUACUCAUAAUUUCCUCAGUUACAGCUAUAGCAUUUUCCCCUCCUUUUUGUUACAUCCCUAUUGUUAUUGAUCCUAUGGACUGUGUUGCCUAUUGGUUUGCAGCAAAAUUUGCUUUGGGAUUCCCAAUUUUUGUGGGGUUUCUAAUAUAUAAUAUGAGAAGGAGGCAUUUAUCUGAGUAUGAUGACAUUGAGGACUUCCUACGAAGUCACAGCAAUUUAGUGCCCAUCAAAUACUCUUACUCUGACAUAAGAAGAAUGACAAAAAAUUUCAAGCAUAAGUUAGGAGAAGGGGGUUAUGGUUCUGUAUAUAAAGGAAAGCUUCGAAGCAAGCGUGAUGCGGCUGUUAAGCUAUUAGGCAAGUCAACAACGGAUGGGCAUGAUUUCAUCAAUGAAGUUUCCACCAUUGGAACUAUUCGUCAUGUAAAUGUGGUGCAACUGAUAGGAUUUUGUGCAGAGAGAAGAAAGCAAGCUCUUGUUUAUGAGUUCAUGCCAAACGGAUCUUUAGAUAAAUACAUACUUUCUGAGCAUGAAAAAUCAUCAAUAAAUUAUGAGAAGAUCAAUGAGAUUUCUUUAGGGGUGGCUCGUGGGAUUGAGUACCUACAUCAAGGUUGCGACAAGCAAAUCCUACACUUUGAUAUCAAACCUCACAAUAUUCUUCUUGAUGAGAAUUUUUCUCCCAAGAUUUCAGACUUUGGAUUGGCAAAACUAUAUCCAACAGAUAAAAGUAUUGUGUCUCUAACUGCAGCUAGAGGCACAAUGGGAUACAUGGCUCCUGAAUUGCUGUAUAAAAACAUUGGAGGCAUCUCACACAAGGCUGAUGUUUAUAGUUUUGGGAUGAUGCUGAUGGAAAUGGCAGGAAGAAGAAAGAACUAUGAUGUUGUGCAGAAUUCGUGGCAGACUUACUUUGCGAAAUGGGUUCAUGAUCAGUUUGAAGAAACAAUAUUUAAAAGCAAUGCCACAGAAGAAGAGAAGAAGAUAGCCCAGAAAAUGAUUACAGUUGCUUUUACUUGCAUACAGCUGAGCCCAAGUGAUCGCCCCUCAAUGAGCAGAGUAGUGGAGAUGCUUCAAGGAGAUGUUGAUGUCUCAGAGAUCUUCAGAGCAUAGUACGAGAGACAGUUCGAUUUUAACAUAAGAUGUGUAAACAAGUUCUUAUAAUUAGAAUCAAAGGUAGUAUAUAUCAAUCUAAGAAAUAUUGUAAACCUAACUCUAGAUCAUUUUCUUAUGGUUUGAAAAUUUUCACGCAUUAGUUUUG